AUGAUUGCUCCCUUCAGGCUUCCUGCAGCACUGGCUGAUCCCGUCCUUGUGCCCCGCACCGCGGCGCCCGCCCCCGGCGACUGGCAGCGCUUGGCGGCGAGCGGCGCCGUCCUCCCCGCGCCCGCGCAGCAGGUUUACUGCUCACAGAAUGAACUGGACUUCGAUUUUCAGCAGUUCAAGGAUGCUGUGGAUGAUUUUAUAUCUGGCAAGUAUGUUUUUCCUUACGUGAGCCCAGUGUGCCUGCGCCUGCUCAUACCAAACACAUCCGCCUUGAUGCCAGCACCGCUGGGCUCUGCCAACUUUGAUUUCCCUCUUGGCGAGGCCGUGGCCUUCAGCCCCUGUGCCCCGCAGCCKGCGAGCGGCGCCGUGCUGCCCCUGUCCCCGCAGGGCCUGCCCGCUCCCUGGCUCUGCUGGAAGGAUGUGGCCGACCAGCACGAGAGGGCACUGGAAGAUGCCCUGGAGCAAAACAGCCAGCUCCAGGAGACCCUCACGCGGCGGCAGGAGGAGCUGUCAUCGCUGCAGGAGAGCAACGUGCAGCUGAAGGAGCUGGCGAGCCAGGCCAGGCAGCUGGCGGCCGUGCUGGACAAGCUGCUGCAGCCGCAGAGCCCUGAUGGGACAGCCCUUCCUCCCUCUCCUCCUCCUCCUCCCAUGGCGUGGACAGCCCCAACAGCGAGCGGCGAGGCAGCCGCAGUGGACACCAUGCCGCGCGGCGAGGAGGCCACGGCGGGCGGCUGCCUGCGGGCCGCGCUGGGCCGCGCCGGCCGCAUCCGCACGCUGGCCUUCCCGCAGGGCAGCGCCUUCAGCCUGCGCACGGCCGGCGGCGGCUACCRCUUCCGCUGGGUGCCGCGCUGA
Messenger RNA from Nothoprocta perdicaria, 852 nucleotides. It is a transcript of the gene MCIDAS, whose product is annotated as multiciliate differentiation and DNA synthesis associated cell cycle protein. Lineage: Eukaryota; Metazoa; Chordata; Aves; Tinamiformes; Tinamidae. The coding region runs from base 1 to 852 and encodes 283 amino acids. The transcript is spliced from 7 exons. The record is from RefSeq and is a predicted model, not a curated record. Gene Ontology annotation, biological process: negative regulation of cell cycle; negative regulation of DNA replication. Gene Ontology annotation, cellular component: nucleus.